Biomphalaria glabrata is the source of this 7976-nucleotide messenger RNA. RefSeq lists its product as uncharacterized. The record is from RefSeq and is a predicted model, not a curated record. Lineage: Eukaryota; Metazoa; Mollusca; Gastropoda; Planorbidae. Bases 308 to 7891 code for a protein of 2527 amino acids. The transcript is spliced from 5 exons.
AACACUUGUUGCUUACUACUCUCUACCAAAAACAACGCUUAGUUACAAAGAUGUGUGACCUUAAAAUUUUGUCUCAAUACAUUUGACAUUCUGAGCAGAAGUAAAAUAAAUUAGAUCUAGAUCUACUUAAAUGUUGAAAACAUCCACAUUUAGAAUGAGCAGCACCAGAUCUGAGUUCAUGCCAGGAGAUAGUUUUAGUGAAAUCAACAACCAGGCAUAGAAAGUAACCAGAGGGUCAACAGAAUUAUUGCUUAAGUAAACACUGAAAUCAAAGUCACGUAUUAGUUAAAAGUCGACACAACCACCAAUGUUAAACAAAACAGCAUCUAAUUUUGAGGGAAGCUACUCUUCACUAAGCACAUCAGCUAAGGUCAAGGUUUCAACACGAGAUCGUCGCAGACCUAAAGUUCGAAACUCUAAACAGUUAGAGGCUCCAACUUUUGACUACAUAGUUCUACCUGGUACACAAUCUGACUUUGAGCAAUCCUGUCAGACAAUUAUCGCCACCCGAGUCGGCCGCGGAAGUCGCCCACAAAAGAGACAGGGAAAACUGGUCAAACAGACAAGAAAAAACUCGGAGAAAGACAAAAAGUUCAAAAAUACAUGCCCUCAAUCCAUUCCUUCAAUCACGUCAACUUAUGUAAAUCAAGUGGCAGAUGAGACAGUUCAAAAUGGCCGGGAUUCAAGAGGAUGUAGCUCGUGGCAUGCUGGUUUCGAGAAACGAGGUUGCGAUUUAUCUAAAGCCCCUACAUCGAAACUUAACAAGACUGACACUGCAAAAAGGUCAUUUUCUUAUAGCACUGUAUCUCAGACCUGCGAUCGAAGCACGCUCUGUAUCAACUCUUUGCUUUCAAUUUUAACAGAUAAACGUGUUAGGUAUCAACCGUCUAAAAUCUAUUCUCAAGACCCACUGGGUCCAGACUCGCUUAUUGUAACAUACGACACGGAGCCAUCCGUUAGUCUACGCAGUGUUACCAAUGUCGGAAAGAUGAAGCCGUCAAGCACUUCCGCUUGUAAAACGUUGUUUAGAGACGUGUGUGAUUUCGCACACACCCGCGGCUACGAUCUCGUUCUAUUCAGAAGCGACCUUCGAAGGUCUAGAAAUCAACCCAAAAUAAGUGGAUCUCAAAAACAAAGCAGCAAAAAGUUCAAAAUUCGGAUGGCACUAGGCAACCGGAAAUGCCCUUCGCAAGUAAACGAGUUUGGGCCACACCAGUAUUGUAAAGAAUCCUGUCCAGCUGACAGUAAAGAAACGGCAGCUCCAUCUGUAGCAGAAUGUGAAGUCAUGAACAUGAACUUUGUCGAGUCUGCUAAGAAAGAGAUUGCAAUGGUAAGGAGAGUUAGUAAAAAACUCAGCAACAUGGGCGUGGUCAUUCCAGACUGCCACGUAUCUAAAGGCAAACAUUCAAAGGACACUUUAAAAGAAGAAAACCAUGUUAAAGAUCAAAUCCGUAUCAAGACUGAAGAAAUCCUGUCUUCUGCCCCAUUGAAUGAAUACAAGCAAUAUCUUAGCGAUGUGUGUAUUAAAAUCUACCAAGAGCAGCCAUUUUUCAUUCCAAACAUUGUUCGGUUAGAAAGUGAGACGAAUGAUGACGUCAUUGACCCGAAUAACAAAAGUGUUGCCAAAUUGAAGACGUCUUUACCCAAAUUGUCUGAAAAGACCAAUAAGCACUACAGAAUGUGUAACUCAUUGACAGCAGCCAUAGCUCGAGAAAGACAGUUGGCUUUAAAACAUAACGAACAGAGACUGAACGCGAAGGUUUCCUCCCUGGACGGCAGGGCAAGCAGGAAACAUAGUAAAAAUUGUUCGACUCAAAGUGCUGAGGCAUCGAUGCUCAGUUUGCAGCCUUGCAUUAGCGUGGAAACAUUUCUGGCUGAAAACUGCAACAAUAACGCCUUACCGGAACUGCAGUUGUCUCUGGACGAUUUACAGAACGACGUUAGUGACAUCGAGGAGGACGAGGAAGGAAAUCGCGAACCUCAUCGGCGGAGAGACCCGUCACUGGAUUCUUGCCCCAUGGACAAAGGGGAACAACUACUGAAUAAGCAUACUGCAACAAGUGGAGGCUUCCGACUUCCGAUGCUGCUAAACAGUUGUAAGAAACGUACUACGGUUGGCUGUAAACAUGACCAAUCACCCCCAUCAUCUGAUCCCCCAAUCAUUUAUUCAAAAGCUUACCAAAAGUGUAGCAUUACAAAGAAGGCGCAACAGAGUAAAAAGGUACAGAUAGAAUUCGAAACCAAAUCGCAUUUCUGUGAUGUAAUCAAAAAGAGAAACCUUAAUGAUAAGAGAAAUAUACGCACCAGAAAGCGGCCAGUGCGACUCUCGCCGGUUGCUUGCAAUAUUUCCUCAAAUGGAUCACACAGCAUUAAUGUACCAGGUGACCCUCAGACGGAAGGCCAAACUGUAGUCCGCAUGGACAAGAUGACCUGCAAAAGUAAUGCAUUUACUUCUUUGUUAAACCAGGACACCCACUCAUUGUGCAUUACUGAGGAGAAAAGAAAAACACCAGGGCUCAUAACACACGCAGGGGAAAGAACUCACAGUCCACAUUCACAAAAGAUGUCCGUGUAUAAAGAAGUCUGUUUAAAGUCACCUGAGAUUUUUUUUAGGGCUCUACCUGAUCCUAGUGGGAUGUCCGUUAAGUCAAAAGAGACAAGAUUCUUGCCAAGUUUAUCACAGAAGGUUAACACGAACUUUGGCGGCUCUAACUCUAACCCAUCUGCUAGUAACAAUAAUAAUAAUUCGAAUACAGAUGGUAACUCUCACUCUAUAACUACAGUGACAAGUAAAAAUUUUAAACCUCGAAGAUGUAGCGCAAAAAGUAGUACUAGUAAGACAGGCAAAUAUUUAAAACCAAAUAAACGAAAUGCCAAAAGCAAUCGCUCUGUAAUUAGGAAAACAGACAAAAAUUUGAAGCCUCCAAGAUGUAACGCAAAUCCAAGUGCGUUAAAUCAAAAUUACAAUGCACCACCCAAGGGUCGAAACUCUUGUCGAAGGGCAUUAAGUCAGUGUGAAGAUAAAUUUAUUGAAGAUUUAGAUCGAGAGCUUCAAAAGUUAAUAAAGGAACAAAAUGGGCGGAGGCAGUGUUCUGACGUUAAUACCAGCAACACGACUAAAAGGGCGGGUCACUACAGAAAACUACGCCCCGAAAAUACAGGGCGGUCCAUUCAUUUUAGACAGACUAAGAAAUCUAAUCACACGAGGAAACGAACGGUAGAGAAUUCUGAAACUCCUGAGCCAAGUGACUCAUCAGAACUUUGCUCUUCCGUCUUUCAAAGCUGUUCCGGAGAUCAUUCCAGCCGAGCCACACUUUCUACUUUCGUAGCCGUUGAUCCUUGCAACAACAAUGUGCAAGAACAACAUCAAGGUGAUGGGAGGGCUUUUCAAUGUCCAACAGCUGAAGGAAUGAACUCUGGGAUAUGUACCAAAGAAGACUCUGAGGCACAUUGUCCAGUAAUUGAUACCCACUGGGAGAACUAUGCCUUAAGAACAGGAAACAAUGAUGUAAAUAGAGAUUUUAUUUCAAACAACCCUACAAAUGAGCAGUUUGGCUUAGUUCCCACAUUCUUCUCUCAUCAGAAUCCCACUGAAGAUCCCAUGGACUUUGAAGAAGCCGCCAACGAUGAUUCGAAACUACUUGAACACGUUCAAUCAUCCCAAGGCCAGCUUUCUCAAAAAUUAGAAUCUUUGGAAACAUUCUUUGGUAGAAAAUUUAAUUCUUUGCAUAAUUUAGUCGAGACAAAUUUUAAACAUACAUGUCAUUUAAUACACAGAUACCAUAUACGUGAAAGAGAUUUGCCAGUUAGUCUGUUUGGGCUUCACCAAAAACAGAGCCAGUCGAACGUCGUCAAUAGCGACACAGGAAACACAAUGGUAGAGCCGGGAAAAGUAACAGCGUCUGCAGGAAAUGACGCACUUGGAGAUAAUGAAAGUACCUGUUUUACGAAUGGGUCAGGAAGCUGUACCACGUGUGCAUCCAGUAAUACAACUGUGAGAACUGGCAGGCGAUCAACUUCAACUAGAGCUAGCUCAGAAACAAGACGAAAGCAUACACUUCCUAGGCAGCGUACGGCCUCUACUGGGAACGUGGAACACUGCCAACAGAAAGUGGACACGCCAGAGAAAACGCUUUCCAUACCACAAGAAACAGGUGCACGUUAUAUAAGUAGCCAGCAUAGUCGGGCAUGCCGGAGAAGACACGCAGCGAACGGAACUCCCUGUCACAUAGUUCCACACAAAUCCGCCUCCUCUGACCACGUCACUUCUGCUAGUGGCAAGAGAAAAAGAGAAAGCAAUGACGGAAGUAAAAACAAACAGCCUGCUGGGAAACGGAAAUGUGUGCGGUUCAUAAAAUCUUCUACCUCGAACAACACAAAAAGCAAAAAACUGACCCCUCGGAAACGAAAGAAGAAGCCUGUCAGUCGUAGAGUUGGCAAGAAAGGAAGAAGUUCCAAUCGCAACAGAUCUAAAAACAAUACUAAUGACUGCCAAUCAGAGCUCUUGGUGCCUGAAAACUGCAACCAAAAUUACAGGACAAAGUGUAAAAAGAGAAAAAGGCAACCUUUAAAAAGAAACAAAAGGAAGUCAAAGGCGUCCACCAAAGAAAAAACUGCUUACAUUAUUACCCCAGUAGGUCGUAAAAACUACUAUGAUGGGAUCAAACAGCACAAUGCUCGUUUGAUGAAGCACGUUAAGCUCUUAGAGUGCCAGGUAAAAGAGCACAGGCAAGCCAAAAAAAAGGAAGACAUCUCUACGCGAUUCAAUCGUCUAGUGAAACAUUUUCCAAAAAAGAAAAUAAAGAUGAUUGAAGAUAUUAUCAAUAGAUACCUGCAUGAGACAGAUCAGUCUUUAAGGCGUUCUUCAUCAUCAAAAUCAUCUGUAAAAUCGUUGGUGAAAUCAGGCCGAAGCAAGACAACGUCUGAUUCGUCAGUAAAAAGGGGGUCAAGAAAAAAUUUACGCACUAGCAAAUCAAAAGCCAAAAACAAUCAGAGAAGCCCAAAAAAUGAGUGUGGUUGUUGUUGUUGUACAAAUAAAACGUCAAACCAUAAACCAAAGGGUGCUAAAGCGUUCAAGGCAGUAGACUCUUUAAUUCUCAAUAGACGUCGCUUAAGAACUCAGAAAGACAACAGUCGCAAUGCAUAUGUAGAAAGAUUCAUAGCAGCUGACAGAGCACCAAACGCUGUGAACAAGCUGAUUCACAGCGUCCAUAAAGCGGAAGGCUUCAAGGAUGUGACCCGCCGGAAUGCCUCUAUUGAUCUCAUUGGCUGUGAGACGCGACACCAAAGAACUGAUUGCAGCUGCGACAGCUCAGCAUCAUCUUCUCGUGGUAUUUAUCCAUUCAGCACAACUUCUUUCACGUGUCAUCGCAUAUUUCUCUUUAGUGCGAUAAACCCAAUCAUCUCGAGUGGCCCUAACCCCAAUUCAGUCUCGAGCGGUCCCAAAUCGAAUCUUAAUAUCACAGUAAAUGACGUUCGUCAAAAUGGUGCACAGAAAUCGAGCGGCAGUAGUCAGCAUCAACAACAGACGGCAAAAGAUACACAACAGGCCCAGUGCUCCGCCAGCCCUUCACACUUAGAUGUUUGCUCGAAUAGCAUUAAACACACCUUUUGCAGAAUCGGUAGUCCUUAUGAAGGUUUGAAUGAGCCUCAGUUGUCACCUAGCCAAAAUGAGUCUAAUAGUUCGUUGAAAGCAAAUACAUCCAAACCGGGCCAUAAACUUGUCCCAAGUAAAGCUGAAGAAAAUAUCUUGAAGCACGGUGGCUCAUCACAGGAAUUAGAUUCCAACCAAAAUCCGCCCAAUCGUACGGCCAAAGUAGUUCCAAGUCGGGGUGUAAUAAAUAUUACAAAAGCCUCAUCUUCAAAUAAAGGUUUAGAUCAACAAAUGGAUGUGACACAAAAUAAUUUGAAAGCCUCAUCUUCAACUAAAGAUCAACAAAUUGACGCGACACUAAAUAAUUCUAUUAUAUCAAUGCAAUGUAUUCCACCAAAUGUCCCUGAAAAUCGCAGAGAUCUAGAAAGUCCCGACCACAAAAGACGCACUGUGUCAGAUAAAAAAAGUGGCCCACAGAAAAAGGUCCAAUCUGGAUUCACAGCUUCCUUGUGGGCAGGUUUCCAAUCACAACCCGAAAAAUCUUGUGCUAAAAAGUCGCAUCUCUGUGCCCCUGGGGAAAAUAACAAAUUGAACCAGAACCUUGACCUAAAUUCCCCUCAAGAUGAUUCUCACAAUAAUAAUGAGACUUUAACUAACGACCCUGAGCCGUCUUUACAGUCAGUUAAUAAUGAAAUCAAUAACGUGAGAUCAGCAUCUAGUUCUGAGUCCGCCCCCCAAACCUUGCCCUGCAGUGCCCGCCCAAACUAUAUUAAUGUGGGCCCCCAUAGUUUUAUGCCACUGAGGGCCCCGUGGAAUAGGAAGAAGCCGUUAACGAUCCAGCCAGCAUUACGUUUGCAAGACGAGGCUGACAACGGCAUUGACAAAGAAAAACAUUCUUUAGCAGACGAGAGAAAAUUAGAGACGGAACAAAGUCCUGGGGACGAAGGCUCGUUGGAACAAGUUCAACCUUAUCUCAAAGUCAACACACCUGGUAUUCGAACAACGUGGUCGUACGUGCGACGUCCAGGCAACACCGAUAGUCGGAAGGUCAGUUCGAACAGUACUGAAGGUCAAGCUUCUUCAUGUAGAGACAGUUUAAGCAGUAGUCAAACUGAAAGUCCGUCAUCAAAUGAAAAUGACUCCAACCUCGCAGAUGCUUCAUCAAAUAAAUCAAAUGAAAAUGAAUCCAAUCUCGCCGAUACUUCAUCAAAUAAAUCAAAUGAAAAUGAAUCCAAUCUCGCCGAUACUUCAUCAAAUCAAUCAAAUGAAAAUGAAUCCAAUCUCGCCGAUACUUUAGCAAAUAAAUCAAAUGAAAAUGAAUCCAAUCUCGCCGAUACUUUAGCAAAUAAAUCAAAUGAAAAUGAAUCCAAUCUCGCCGAUACUUUAGCAAAUAAAUCAAAUGAAAAUGAAUCCAAUAUCGCCGAUACUUCAUCAGAUAAAUCAAAUGAAAAUGAAUCCAAUCUCGCCGAUACUUCAUCAAAUAAAUCGGAGGUGAACCUUUCUAGAGCAUCGAAUCCUACAGCAUCUACUUCACAAAGUAAUAGCGCGGAAGAUGAACAUGAUACAUCUAGCGAUAAAAAUCUGAAUGAUAACGCUAAGAACAUUGCCAUGCGUUGGUCGGAUACAACGAGGUACAUUGAGCACGUACAGAAUUACAAAACCGACGACUUGGUGGGGGCAUCGCCACAGCAUCCUACAUCUGGUCAUAACUUGGCCGUUGUUUAUCCGGGGCCUUCCUGUUUCAACAAGAAACACAAAAACACGGUUGAUCCCAUGACCAGUGAGUUUUAUAAUAAAGGCCCAGAACUCGUCAGUGGUGCUAACGCACCUUGCCAAGCAAUGUUUAACUCCCUUGUGGGAGCCCAAACAAGCCUAUAUACUCUGUCAAACGCAUUAGAAUUAUUAAAGUUCCAGACUGAGGAAUCCAGUAACCAGCCCUCAUCACCUGAUGAUGAAGAGACAUCGUUACAGUCUUCUUGUAGCUAUUUCAAGCGUUCAUUCUCCAAUAGAAAACGCUCUGCCCAUAGCCCAGAGUGUCUAGUCCCACCUUGCAAAGUUCCCCGGUUUAACUUUACGAGUUUCCCAGAUCAGAUGGCACCCGAACGCCACUUGAGUAAAAGUCACAGGCGAUCUCGGUACCAGGUGAUAAGAGAGAUGAAGUAUUGGAAUGAACGCCAGAGGGCCAAAGAAAACCCGAGUCUGUGUGCAAGUAGUAUAUACGUUAUUGAGACUGCGAAGUCGACCUUAGGCCAACAGUACGACAAUUCCUCUGAUGCUGACAGUGAAUCGAGUAUAUAAAGUUAAUGUAAUUAAAUGAAUCUCUAUCAACAAUAGAAUUAAUUGUACAUACUGAGCGUCAGAUCAAUAAAUGUUAGACAUCAUU